AUGGUUGUUGCUAUGGACCAGCGUAGCAAUGUGAACGGAGAUUCCGGCCUCGGAGCCGGGAAGGGAGAAAGGUUUGAUCCGAGCGCACAACCGCCGUUUAAGAUCGGAGACAUAAGGGCGGCGAUUCCGAAACAUUGCUGGGUGAAGAGUCCUUUGAGAUCUAUGAGCUACGUUUUCAGAGACAUUAUCGCCGUCGCGGCUAUGGCCAUCGCCGCCGUGUAUUUAGACAGCUGGAUCUUUUGGCCUCUUUAUUGGGCCGCCCAAGGAACCCUUUUCUGGGCCAUUUUCGUCCUCGGCCACGACUGUGGACAUGGGAGUUUCUCAGACAUUCCUCUGCUAAACAGUGUGGUUGGUCACAUUCUUCAUUCCUUCAUUCUCGUUCCAUACCAUGGUUGGAGAAUAAGCCAUCGGACACACCACCAGAACCAUGGCCAUGUUGAAAACGACGAGUCUUGGGUUCCGUUACCAGAAAAGUUGUACAAGAAAUUACCCCACAGUACUCGGAUGCUCAGAUACACCGUGCCUCUCCCUAUGCUCGCUUACCCUCUCUAUCUGUGGUACAGAAGUCCUGGAAAAGAAGGGUCACAUUUUAACCCAAAUAGUAGUUUAUUUGCUCCAAGCGAGAGAAAGCUUAUUGCAACUUCAACUACUUGUUGGGUGAUUAUGUUGGCCACUCUUGUUUUUCUAUCGUUCCUCGUUGGUCCAAUGACUGUUCUUAAAGUCUAUGGCGUUCCUUACAUCAUCUUUGUGAUGUGGUUGGACGCUGUCACGUAUUUGCAUCAUCAUGGACACGAUGAGAAGUUGCCUUGGUACAGAGGCAAGGAAUGGAGUUAUCUACGUGGAGGAUUAACAACUAUUGAUAGAGAUUACGGAAUCUUCAACAACAUUCAUCACGACAUUGGAACACACGUGAUCCAUCACCUUUUCCCACAAAUCCCUCACUACCACUUAGUCGAUGCCACGAAAGCAGCUAAACAUGUGUUGGGAAGAUACUACAGAGAACCACAGACGUCAGGAGCAAUACCGGUCCACUUAGUGGAGAGUUUGGUCGCAAGUAUUAAGAAAGAUCAUUACGUCAGUGACACUGGUGAUAUUGUCUUCUACGAGACAGAUCCAGAUCUCUACGUUUACGCUUCUGACAAAUCGAAAAUCAAUUAA
Molecule: messenger RNA, 1158 nt
Organism: Microthlaspi erraticum
Lineage: Eukaryota; Viridiplantae; Streptophyta; Magnoliopsida; Brassicales; Brassicaceae
Source: the annotation of a GenBank genome assembly